Cyprinus carpio (common carp) is the source of this 4640-nucleotide messenger RNA. Its product is annotated as xanthine dehydrogenase/oxidase. Bases 123 to 4181 code for a protein of 1352 amino acids. Gene Ontology annotation, molecular function: iron ion binding; FAD binding; 2 iron, 2 sulfur cluster binding. The transcript has 36 exons. The record is from RefSeq and is a predicted model, not a curated record. Lineage: Eukaryota; Metazoa; Chordata; Actinopteri; Cypriniformes; Cyprinidae.
CAGCAAGAGUGAGCUGAUAAGAAUCUGGUCACUUGACGCUGCGCUCAGAGUUUCUACACUCACUCACUGCAACGCUCAUCUCACUGAUUUGAUCUCAGGGACAGUAGGAAUAAAUAAAAAAAAUGCCGAUCACAGCGGAAGAGAUUAAAAACAAACUUCAGUCUCCAGGGAAUGACCUUGUUUUCUUCGUUAAUGGAAAAAAGAUCACUGAGAAGAAUGCAGAGCCUGAGAAAACACUCUUGACAUAUCUAAGGAGAAACUUGGGUCUGACGGGAACCAAACUGGGAUGUGCUGAAGGAGGUUGUGGAGCUUGCACUGUAAUGGUGUCCAAAUAUCAUCCACAUCAACACCGGAUUAUUCACUAUGCGGUUAAUGCCUGUCUGGCUCCUCUAUGCUCUUUGCAUCACUGUGCAGUAACAACCGUGGAGGGCAUCGGCAGCGUGGCGAGCAAACUCCAUCCUGUACAGGAGCGUAUUGCAAAGGCUCAUGGGUCACAGUGUGGGUUCUGCACUCCAGGAAUUGUGAUGUCUAUGUAUGCUCUUUUGAGAAACAACCCUCAACCCAGCAUGCAUGAUGUUCAGGAGGCUUUUCAAGGUAAUUUAUGUCGCUGUACUGGGUACAGACCUAUUCUAGAAGGCUACAGAUCAUUUACAAAGGAUGGGGGAUGCUGUGGUGGAAAAGCACAAAGUAAUGGCUGCUGCAUGACUAAUGAACACACACAAGAGCAUGUCAAUGACAGUUCAACACUUCCUGCUCAGAAACUGUAUGACCAAUCAGAGUUUAUGCCACUGGACCCGACACAAGAGAUUAUUUUCCCGCCUGAGCUCAUGAGUUUAAGUAAACAGCCCCAGAGAGAGCUGAGGUUUGCUGGGGAACGAGUGCUUUGGAUUCAACCCUGCUCCCUUGAAGAACUCUUGGAACUGAAGGCGACUUAUCCAAACGCUAAACUAGUGGUUGGGAACACAGAAGUUGGUAUUGAGAUGAAGUUCAAAAACCUUCUUUAUCCUGUGAUUCUGGCCCCAGCUUACAUUCCUGAACUGAACAUCAUCCAAAACACACAGGAUGGCAUUCAGGUUGGUGCAUCAGUGACGUUGACUGUGCUGGGGGACGUGUUGCGUGCAGCGGUGAAGAAGCUGCCCGCUCAUCAGACAGAGGUCUUUAAGGCUGUUCUUGAGCAGCUGCGUUGGUUUGCAGGACAGCAGAUCCGAAAUGUUGCGGCUGUUGGUGGCAAUAUUAUGACAGCGAGUCCCAUUUCAGACCUCAAUCCUGUGUUUAUGGCAGCCAGCUGCAAGCUAACAGUGAUGUCCAAAGGGGAGAAACGUGUUAUUGAAAUGGAUGGCAAGUUCUUCCCUGGUUAUAGAAAGACCAUUUUGAAGCCAGAAGAGAUUCUGUUGUCCAUUGAGAUUCCAUACACAAGAAAGGGCCAGUACUUCUCAGCUUUCAAACAGUCUCCUCGCAAAGAGGAUGACAUUGCCAUAGUCACAUGUGGGAUGAAUGUAUUCUUCAAGGAGCAAUCCAAUAUAGUGCAGAGUAUCCGGAUAAGCUAUGGAGGAAUGGCCCCUGUUACUGUCCUUGCCACGGCCACAUGCAACAGGUUACUCAACAGGCAAUGGAAUGAGGAGCUCCUAGAGGAAGCCUGCACGUCAUUGGCUGAGGAGAUGAGCCUGUCUCCUUCAGCUCCUGGUGGGAUGGUGACAUACAGACGCACACUGACUAUCAGCCUCUUCUACAAGUUCUUCCUCAAUGUCCAGCACAAACUGUCUCUGGACCUGCUGAAGGAGGGUGUGACUGUGGAAGACGUCCGACCCGAAUAUACUUCUGCUACUGAGCUCUUUCAGUUGGACUCACCAUCCAGUGUACAGCUCUACCAGGCAGUUCCCCCUGGUUAUAGUGAUGAUGUGGUGGGGCAACCGAUCAUGCAUCUCUCUGCGCUAAAGCAGGCCACAGGAGAAGCGAUCUACUGUGACGACAUCCCCUGUUAUGAAAAUGAGCUCCAUUUGGCUUUGGUCACCAGUACUAAAGCUCACGCACUCAUAAAAUCCAUUGAUACCUCCGAUGCUAUGGCAGUUCCUGGAGUGGUUGCAUUUAUCUCUGCUAAAGACAUACCCGGAAGUAACAUGACUGGACCUGUUGUUUAUGACGAGACCGUUUUUGCAGAUGAUAAGGUCACAUGUGUUGGACAUAUAGUGGGGGCCAUUGUGGCAGACACACAGGCCCAUGCUCAGAGAGCAGCCAAAGCUGUGAAGAUCAGCUAUGAGGAACUGCAGCCUGUGAUUGUCACCAUUCAGGAUGCUAUUGCCAACAAGUCCUUCUUUCAGCCAGUGAGAAGUAUAGAGAGAGGAGAUGUUGCACAAGGAUUCAAAGACUCUGAUCAAAUCCUGCACGGUGAGAUGCACAUUGGAGGGCAGGAACAGUUUUAUCUGGAGACUAACUGCACACUUGCUGUCCCUCGUGGAGAGGAUGGAGAAAUGGAGCUGUUUGUGUCCACACAGUCGGCCUCCAAGACUCAAGCGCUAGUGGCUAAAGCUCUGGGAGUGUCUGCCAACCGCGUGGUGUGCCGUGUAAAGAGGAUGGGAGGAGGAUUUGGAGGGAAAGAGAGUCGGAGCACCAUUCUGUCCACUGUGGUUGCUGUUGCCGCACAUACGGUCAAACGGCCAGUUCGCUGCAUGCUAGAUCGCGAUGAGGACAUGCUGGUCACAGGUGGUCGGCAUCCAUUCUUUGGACAUUACAAGGUUGGGUACAUGAACAAUGGAAGAGUGAUGGCACUUGAAGUGACCCUCUACAGCAACGCAGGCAAUUCUCUGGACCUGUCAUUGUCAAUCCUGGAGAGGGCACUGUUCCACAUGGAUAACUCCUACAACAUUCCUAACAUCCGUGGCACAGGCUACGUCUGUAAAACCAACUUGCCGUCUAACUCAGCGUUCAGAGGCUUUGGUGGGCCGCAGGGCAUGAUGAUCGCAGAGAGCUGGAUGAGUGAUGUGGCUUUGAGCUGUGGUCUGCCUGCUGAAGAGGUGAGGAGGAUGAACAUGUACAAGGAGGGGGAUUUCACUCCCUUCAGUCAACGUCUGGACAAUUUCACCAUCGAUCGCUGUUGGGAGGAAUGCAUGCAGAUCUCAGACUUCAACAAGCGCAAGGAUGCAGUGGAACAAUACAACAGGCAGCAUCGUUGGACCAAAAGAGGAUUAUCUAUCAUUCCCACCAAGUUUGGAAUCAGCUUCACUGCUGUCUUCCUCAACCAGGCAGGAGCAUUGGUACUUGUGUACUCAGAUGGUUCGGUUUUACUAACUCAUGGUGGAACAGAGAUGGGACAAGGCCUGCACACUAAAAUGGUCCAGGUGGCCAGUAAAACUCUUGGAAUCCCCUGCUCAAAGAUUCACAUCACAGAGACCAGCACUAACACAGUUCCUAACACCAGCCCUACAGCCGCCUCCGCCUCCUCAGAUCUUAACGGCAUGGCCAUCUAUAAUGCUUGCCAGACAUUACUACAGAGACUUCAGCCUUACAAAGACAAAAACCCCAAAGGCUGCUGGGAGGAUUGGGUGAAAGCAGCGUAUUUCGACAGAGUUCAUUUGUCUGCCAAUGGAUUUUACAAGACUCCAGAUCUUGGCUAUGAUUUUGAAACAAAUUCCGGAAGGCCAUUUAACUACUUCAGUUAUGGCGUGGCCGUCUCAGAAGUGGAGAUAGACUGUCUAACUGGCAGUCACAAGAAUCUUCAUACAUCCAUAGUCAUGGAUGUGGGCAAGAGUUUAAAUCCAGCAUUGGACAUUGGACAGGUGGAGGGUGGGUUCAUGCAAGGCUUAGGUCUGUUCACGCUGGAGGAACUACGCUACUCUCCUGAUGGUUACUUGUAUACACGUGGACCUGGGAUGUAUAAGAUUCCCGCUUUUGGGGAUAUUCCCAUUGAAUUAAAGGUCUCGCUGCUCAGAGACGCUCCUAAUGAAAAGGCCAUCUUCUCCUCAAAGGCUGUGGGCGAGCCUCCUCUCUUUCUGGCAGCCUCAGUGUUUUAUGCCAUUAAAGAUGCCAUCACGGCUGCCAGGGCUGAGUCCAAUCUGACUGGACCCUUCAGACUGGACAGCCCCGCCACGCCUGAACGCAUACGAAAUGCCUGUGAAGACAAGUUUACUAAACUGUGUCCUCCUGCGGAUCCUGGCACAUUUAUUCCAUGGGCAGUGCAGGUGUAAGACCCAGCAAAUCAAAAUGGACUGUUUACUUUCUUAAUGCACAUUCCUUGCCUCGCGUAUGAUUUAUCUGUGCGUGUUAUUCCAAAGGAAAAAAAAAGUAUGUUGUUGUAAUCUUUAAUCAAAAUUCUGCUGGUCAGCACAGGCUAUUGGAUAAUGUAAGCUAAAAGCCGAAUAUAUAUAUAUAUAUAUAUAUAUAUAUAUAUAUAUAUAUAUAUAUAUUACAUAUUUGACCCACAAGCCACUUAAUUCCUGAUGGGUAAAAUCAAGUCCUGGUGCACAUUUUUUUAGACAUUCUGUUUCACUCAGAAAUAUGUUUAUGACAGUAAAAUGGAUUGCAGGUGGAAAUUAACAUUGACUUUAAAAGUCCUCAGAGUUUAAAAUGCACAACAGCAAAGGCCUUGAGAGAAGAACAUUCAUUACCUAAGUAAUAGAAAUUCUGAGAAUUUUGUUGUGAGCAGA